Messenger RNA from Melampsora larici-populina 98AG31, 159 nucleotides. RefSeq lists its product as uncharacterized. The record is from RefSeq and is a predicted model, not a curated record. The transcript has a single exon. NCBI's taxonomy places the organism in Eukaryota, Fungi, Basidiomycota, Pucciniomycetes, Pucciniales, Melampsoraceae. The coding region runs from base 1 to 159 and encodes 52 amino acids.
AUGAUGUCAAAUCAUGAUAUUCAUGAUUUCUCAUCUUCUCUUCUUCAUAUCAUAUGUGAUCGAUCGCGAGGUGAUACGUUGACCAAGCUUGUCUUUGCCGUGGUUAUACACGGUUUUAAACCACAUCAAGUGCCUUUGAUGUGCUUGAAAGUUAUAUAA